AUGUGUCCACAGAUCCUUGGAUGUGUGCUGAUCUACGGGUUACUUAAAUCCAGCGCCCAGCUGUCGGCGUUUGAAUCCUCGGGCUUGGGUAGGGUUUGGGUGUUCGCCAUUGGCGUGAUUGGUGUCUCCUGGCUGGGAAUCUAUGCUGCAUGGUCAGAGAAAACCCUCUUCCUCAAAAUAUUCGCAGGCUUCAUGGGUUUUGGAAUGGUUAUCAUGCUGAUCUUUGGCAUUGUUGUCGUGGUCGAAAAGAAACAGACAAAGAACAGCAUUGACAGCGCUGACCUUGAAAGUGAGAAACUGAGGACAGAGCUUAAUAAGCUACAAGAAGUUGCCCAGUGCUGUGGAAUAUCCGGCGCCUCAGACUGGGGUGAUAACAUCCCUCAAUCCUGCGAGUGCAACAAACAGUAUGGAUAUAGUUUUCCAUCAUCUUCAUGCGUUGACAAACCUCAGGGAACAACGGGUCCAAACAAAAUCUGGGGACAGGGCUGCAAAGACUUCAUCUUUUCCUCUAUCAACCUGUUGUUCAAAAUCGCCAUGGGGCUCUGCUUUGGAUUUGCAGUCACUGCACUGCUGGGCCUUCUGAUCACCUUGCUGAUGAUCCAUCAGGUUAACCAGCCAGACGGCAUGGGAGGAACAAUCAUCGCCAUGAGGGACUACUGAAGCCCCCUGCCCGACCUAAACCUCUGCAUUGUAAAUGGAGGACUCUGUCAUCAGGAUAUGACAUCUUCUUCUACACUUCUUUUUUAACAAUGUUUUUGCCCUUUAAGAGCAUGACAAGGAGAGGAGGAGGCAGGACGACGAUGAGGCAUUCAAUGUGGAAGGUUUAUUUUUAUGAAUGUUGUAUGUAACAGAGACAUAUUUUAGGAAAAAAAGCUGCAGCUCUUUUAACCAGAGGAGGUCAUUAGAAAUUAGAUAUUCACCAUGUGCCCUUAUGCAGAAUAAAAAAACAAAAAGAUGUCUUUAUAUUUUUGCAUAACUGAAUUAAUGAGGCAAUCUCAUGACCAGUGCUAAGCUUAGCUUUAAUAGAGUCUGGUUACACUUGUGCCACAGUGACUUCUGUAAUCUGAUUGCAGUUGGAUCUAAAAACACUGUAAUAUAUACUAUAAUAUAUCCAUGGCACCCCCUGGUGUCCAACUUAAGAUGCUCUUCAUAACCUUUUGAUAGAAGAUAGAAAGUACCCAUAGCCAUGUGACAAGGACUUAUAUUUCUCGCCAAGAAAUAGGAACUGGCCUGGAACGUAGCAUGUACUGUGAAAUAAUGAUGAAAAAGCUAAGCUAACAGAGCUUUCCCAGCUAUUCAAAUGCUCAUUUUUAUCUUAACAUGCCUUUAACUCUUCAUUAAAUAUAUGAAUAUGCAGUGCAUUCAGGAAAGUUUUCAGACCCCCCUUCAAUUGUGCAAUUUUGUUGUUUUCAGCCUGAUGCUACAGUGGAAAAUUUCAUUUCUAUUCUCAUUAAUCUACAAUCAAUACCCCAUCAGGACAAACAAUAACAGAAUUUUGGAAAUUUUUGCAAAUGAAUUGAAAAUAAACUGAAAUAUUACUUUUGCAUACAUAUGUAUUUGGUCUUUUUGCAGUAUGACAUUUUUGCAAAAAGUGAAAGGGGUCUGAAUACUUUCUGAAAGCACUGUAUUUCAAACUGCCAUGUUGAUCUGCAUGCACUUAAACAAACUGCGCUAUAUUUCAUAUCAAUCUGAUUAGUAUGUAGUGUAUAAGUGUAUUUUACCAGAAUACAACAGCGUGGUACUGUUAGAUCAGUGCGUUCCUUUAAUCAUCACUGGACAUCAACAUCAGCAAAUCAACAUCAAAUAUUUCAGGUGGUGGACAUUUGCAAAGAUGGAUGUGAUCGAGAUUCUGAUAGGAAUGAAUGGACUUCCAGUUGACUUAUGUAUGUAACCAUGGAAACGGUGGAAACAAAGGGUUAAUGUCCUUAAAACAAAUGAAAAAUGAUGUGACAUGGAGACCCCCGUUUAUAGCCAUGAAUCUGCUAUUUAAUGCAAAAGAUGCACAAGAAAUCUUUGGAUAUUUUCAGCCUUAAUCGUUGCCUUCCGGGGUUAAAAGGUCGAGUCAGAGGACCAUGUUAGCUGUCUUUGUAUGUAGAAAUCAUAAUGCCAUUGUGUGUCCUUGUAAAGCACUUGAGUAAUGUGAAAAGUCUUUGCAUUUCUGUUGUACAUUCAGAGACAGUUUCCAUGACGUAGACAAAGGGAACAACUGAAGGUUAAAAAAGCUUCAACUAUUCAAUAAAAAUAUUGCAAGUUGCAGGAGUCGUCUUGCAGUUUGCUUUAACUCCCAGCUUGAAAAGUCAUGCAGCUUGAGCCUCAUCUUUUCUCAGCGUAGGACCACUAACCAGGCUGCUGUAUCUGAUCAUAACUUUAAAAGCCAUAAGGGAAAAAGUAAAAGACAGGAACUGUUGAGUUAUAAAAUCUGUUCUUGUAUCAUUUCAGAAUAAAGUGAA
Molecule: messenger RNA, 2450 nt
Organism: Cheilinus undulatus (humphead wrasse)
Lineage: Eukaryota; Metazoa; Chordata; Actinopteri; Labriformes; Labridae
Product: tetraspanin-8-like
Exons: 8
Coding region: 1-660 (219 amino acids)
Cellular component (GO): membrane
Source: RefSeq, a predicted model, not a curated record